AUGACGGAAGAUUUAGGAUUAAAACAACGAGAAGCAGAGGCGAUGAAACGUGCCGCAUUCUUUGGUAUUAUCGUUUCAACAAUGGCUAUGUUGACAGCGAUCAUUGCUGUACCACUUCUAUACAAUUACAUGCAACAUAUACAGUCAUCCCUUGAGGUUGAAGUUAAUUAUUGCAAACAUUUAACAAAGAGCUUAUGGCAACAAUUUGAUAAGGUACAAAUAUUAACCGGUGCUGAGAAUGUUGACAUUAACAAUCGCUUGAAAAGAUACGUAAAUCGAUGGCAUACCGAUCGGAUAAAACGUAAAAAACAUCAAGCACAUACAGUUCCAACAUAUUCGGCAGAAGAUGAAAAAGCUGCAUAUAGUGAUGAGGAUGAGGAAGAAGAGGAGGAUGAAGAGGAAGAUGUGGAGAGAGAGGAAGUAGAAGGAGAAGAUAGCAAAUUAGAAUUGACAGAAGAGGAUGUGACACAAAGUGAAAUAAUGCAAAGUGGGAAGAACAACAAUGGUAGAAAUAAUAGCGUGAAAUUUGCCAAAAUAUUUCAAACUUUUGUUGAUAGCAAAUCUGUUGACAAUGGUGCAGGGAUAUCUGAAACUGUUGAAAAGACAUGCUGUAGCUGUGGUAUUGGAGCUGUUGGACCACCGGGUCUUCCAGGGCCUGAUGGUGCAAACGGUGCUGAUGGACUGCCUGGAGCACAUGGAUCAGCCGGUAUAGAUGCUGAGCCAAAUGCGAUACCAGAAGAAUAUUUUUGCUUUGAUUGUCCUCCAGGUUUACCAGGACCACCUGGAGCUCCAGGACCGAAAGGACUUCCAGGACCAGCGGGAGAGCAAGGAAGAAGUGGAGAAGGAAGCCUGCUACAAGGACUACCAGGACCACCUGGGUUUCCUGGACCACAAGGACCUCCAGGGCCUCCAGGACCACCUGGAAUCAAUGGCUUACCUGGUGUCAUCAUCGAGUAUCCUGGAUUACAAGGAUUACCAGGUCCUCCGGGACCAAUUGGACCACCUGGUAAUGUAGGACAACCUGGUAAAAUCGGUAAGCCUGGACCUACUGGUCCGGCAGGGCCACCAGGUGAUCCUGGGCCACAGGGCGUGCCGGGAGCAGUUGGAUUAGCUGGAAAGCCAGGAUUAUUGGGCAAAGAAGGAAGACAUGGUACCUGUCACCAUUGUCCACCACCUCGUACUUCUCCCGGCUACUGA
Cercopithifilaria johnstoni is the source of this 1197-nucleotide messenger RNA. Lineage: Eukaryota; Metazoa; Nematoda; Chromadorea; Rhabditida; Onchocercidae. The record is from the annotation of a GenBank genome assembly.